Vitis riparia (riverbank grape) is the source of this 3664-nucleotide messenger RNA. Its product is annotated as receptor-like protein 34. The coding region runs from base 231 to 3455 and encodes 1074 amino acids. The transcript has a single exon. The record is from RefSeq and is a predicted model, not a curated record. Gene Ontology annotation, molecular function: protein binding. Lineage: Eukaryota; Viridiplantae; Streptophyta; Magnoliopsida; Vitales; Vitaceae.
AAUGAUAAAUUGUCAUGUGACUUGAAAUGGAGUAGAUAGGGGGAAACAAGGAAGGAAAAAACAUAAAAGCAUGUCAUAGAAUAAAGAAAUCACCGAAUUGGGGGAAACAAAAAAGUGUAAUGUUGUGUUGUUGAUGUAUAACUACAACAUUCUUUUUUCUUCCUGUUCAAUUUCUCCCUAUCUACAUAUUAAACAUGCUUUGUUGUAGCAGUAUUUCCUAGCUGCUUCCAAUGAGAAUUGCACUCUUUUCAUGGCUUUAUUUCUUGCCCUUAUGCUCAAUCGUUUUUGGUAUCCAUGUUGCUUUGGUGUCCGGGGAAUGUCUGAGUGAUGGGAGCAUAUGCCUGGAGGAUCAGAUGUCCUUGUUGCUGCAACUGAAGAACACCCUCAAAUUCAAUGUUGCUGCAUCAAGUAAACUAGUUUCCUGGAACCCAAGCACGGAUUGCUGUUCUUGGGGAGGUGUGACCUGGGAUGUCACUGGUCAUGUCAUCGCUCUUGAUCUCAGCAGCCAAUCAAUUUAUGGUGGAUUCAAUAACUCCAGUAGCAUUUUCAGUCUACAAUAUCUGCAGAGCUUGAAUUUGGCUAACAACACCUUCAACUCUUCUCAGAUUCCAUCUGGAUUCGGUAAGCUUGGCCAUUUGAAAUACCUGAAUUUGUCUAAUGCUGGGUUUUCUGGGCAGAUUCCAAUUGAGGUCUCAUGUUUGACGAAAUUGGUUACUAUUGAUUUCUCUGUGUUUUACCUUGGAGUUCCUACGCUGAAACUUGAGAACCCAAAUCUGAGAAUGCUGGUUCAGAACCUGACAGAGCUUAAAGAACUCUAUCUUAAUGGUGUAAACAUAUCGGCACAAGGGAAGGAAUGGUGCCAGGCAUUAUCAUCUUCAGUGCCUAAUCUCCAAGUGCUGAGCUUGGCAAGCUGUUAUCUUUAUGGCCCUCUUGAUUCUUCUCUGCAGAAGCUUCGGUCUCUCUCAAGCAUUCGCCUGGACAGUAACAACUUCUCUGCUCCUGUUCUAGAAUUCCUAGCCAAUUUCUCGAAUUUGACUCAAUUGCGGCUCAGUUCUUGUGGAUUAUAUGGAACAUUUCCAGAAAAGAUCUUUCAGGUACCAACCCUUCAGAUUCUUGAUUUGUCAAACAACAAGUUGCUCCUGGGUUCUUUGCCGGAAUUCCCUCAGAAUGGAUCUCUAGGAACUCUGGUGCUCUCGGAUACAAAAUUUUCAGGGAAAGUACCAUACUCCAUAGGCAAUCUCAAGAGGUUGACUAGGAUAGAGCUUGCAGGUUGUGAUUUCAGUGGCCCAAUCCCAAACUCGAUGGCAGACCUUACACAACUGGUUUACUUGGACUUAUCUUAUAACAAGUUUUCCGGUCCAAUCCCACCUUUUAGUUUGUCCAAGAACCUGACCCGAAUAAACCUUUCUCAUAAUUAUUUAACGGGUCCGAUUCCUUCCUCUCACUUGGAUGGUCUUGUAAAUCUAGUGACUCUUGACUUGCGAGACAAUUCACUGAAUGGAAGUCUCCCCAUGCUCCUGUUUUCACUCCCAUCACUGCAGAAGAUACAACUGAGCAACAACCAAUUUUCUGGUCCCUUGAGUAAAUUUUCAGUUGUGCCUUUUUCUGUACUGGAGACCCUUGAUUUGAGUAGCAACAAUCUGGAAGGGCCAAUACCCGUAUCUGUCUUUGAUCUCCAUUGUCUUAACAUCCUUGAUCUUUCUUCCAACAAAUUCAAUGGCACUGUUUUACUAAGCAGCUUUCAGAACCUUGGAAAUCUUACCACUCUUAGUCUGUCAUACAACAACUUGUCCAUCAAUUCAAGUGUUGGUAAUCCCACUUUGCCCCUGCUGUUGAAUCUUACCACAUUAAAAUUGGCGUCUUGCAAGCUCAGAACAUUACCUGAUCUUAGCACCCAGUCAAGAUUCACACAUUUAGACCUUUCCGAUAACCAAAUUCCCGGGAGCAUACCUAAUUGGAUUUGGAAGAAUGGUAAUGGAUCUCUUUUGCAUUUGAAUCUCUCUCAUAAUUUACUGGAGGAUCUGCAGGAAACUUUCUCUAAUUUUACUCCUUAUCUGUCCAUCCUUGACCUACAUUCCAACCAGCUCCAUGGCCAAAUCCCAACUCCUCCCCAAUUUUCCAUCUAUGUGGAUUACUCAGACAACAGUUUCAACUCUUCCAUCCCAGAUGAUAUUGGUAUUUACAUUUCCUUCACUCUUUUCUUCUCGCUUUCGAAGAAUAACAUCACUGGAGUUAUUCCUGAAUCAAUAUGCAAUGCCAGUUACCUGCAAGUUCUUGACUUCUCUGACAAUGCUUUUAGUGGCAAAAUACCCUCAUGUUUAAUUCAGAAUGAGGCUCUUGCAGUGUUGAAUCUGGGGAGGAACAAGUUUAAUGGCACUAUACCAGGGGAAUUCAGGCACAAGUGUCUUUUACAGACACUAGAUCUCAAUGAGAAUCUUUUAGAAGGAAACAUUACAGAAUCUCUAGCCAAUUGCAAAGAGUUAGAGAUUUUAAACCUUGGGAACAACCAAAUUGAUGAUAUCUUUCCUUGCUGGUUGAAGAACAUAACCAAUUUGCGUGUCCUUGUUCUGCGAGGCAACAAAUUCCAUGGGCCCAUUGGGUGUCUCAGGAGCAAUUCCACCUGGGCAAUGCUUCAGAUAGUUGACCUAGCAGACAACAACUUUAGUGGUAAGUUGCCAGAAAAAUGCUUCUCGACCUGGACAGCAAUGAUGGCUGGUGAAAAUGAAGUCCAAUCCAAGCUCAAACACCUGCAAUUUAGGGUUCUACAAUUCAGUCAAUUGUACUAUCAGGAUGCUGUAACAGUUACCAGCAAAGGUCUAGAAAUGGAGUUGGUGAAGGUCCUAACUCUCUACACCUCUAUUGACUUGUCGUGCAACAAUUUUCAAGGGGACAUACCAGAAAUGAUGGGGAACUUCACAUCGCUCUAUGUUCUCAACUUAUCGCAUAAUGGUUUCACAGGCCAUAUCCCAUCGUCAAUAGGGAAUCUGCGACAACUUGAGUCAUUAGACCUCUCGCAAAACAGGCUGAGUGGAGAGAUACCCACACAGCUUGCGAACCUAAAUUUCCUUUCAGUCCUGAACCUCUCAUUCAAUCAAUUGGUGGGAAGGAUCCCACCAGGUAAUCAAAUGCAAACAUUUUCAGAAGCUUCUUAUGAAGGGAAUAAAGAACUAUGUGGGUGGCCUCUGGAUCUAAGUUGCACUGAUCCACCACCAUCUCAAGGCAAGGAAGAAUUUGAUGACAGGCACUCAGGUUCCAGGAUGGAGAUUAAGUGGGAAUACAUAGCUCCUGAAAUUGGAUUUGUGACAGGAUUGGGAAUCGUGAUUUGGCCUCUAGUGUUGUGCAGGAGAUGGAGGAAAUGCUACUACAAACAUGUUGAUAGAAUUCUCUCAAGGAUUCUCCAAGGAAGAGCAAGUGGUGGAAGAAGAGCUCACAGAAUUGGGAGGCGGAGGAAGUAGCCGUGGUGCAGAGGGAUGAAGUGAUUAGUCAAGAGUCCAUUUCCAUUAAUCCAAUCCUAUGUUUCAUUGAAGGAAUAUUAAAAAGGGGUCCAUAUUAUUGGACGGGCCUUCAGUCCGUGUGUCAAAUGUAAUUCUGGCUUGCUUCUUAUAAAUUUAAUCGAAUGCAUAAUUUUAUAUUUGGACAAUGUCAUGGUGAAGUAGAUUUUCAA